Molecule: messenger RNA, 1633 nt
Organism: Panicum hallii
Lineage: Eukaryota; Viridiplantae; Streptophyta; Magnoliopsida; Poales; Poaceae
Product: protein CDC73 homolog
Exons: 4
Coding region: 141-1280 (379 amino acids)
Biological process (GO): positive regulation of transcription elongation by RNA polymerase II; transcription elongation by RNA polymerase II
Cellular component (GO): Cdc73/Paf1 complex
Molecular function (GO): RNA polymerase II complex binding
Source: RefSeq, a predicted model, not a curated record
UCGUCGUCGUCAGUGUUCCUCGAAUUCGUGUUCCUCCGAUGCCCCCGACCCGACGCCGCGAGCCAGAUCCAUCCAUCUAGCCGAAACCGCGAGGCAGCAAAACCCAAACCCAGAGGCAGCGGGCGUCGCCGGCGGCGGCGAUGGAUCCCCUCUCCGUACUCCGCGACUACGCCGCCCGCAACGAGCUGGACAAGAUCAUCUUCUCCGGCGACGACAUCCUCUUCGGCUCUGACUACACCUUCCCGGCCAACACCCCCACCGCCUUCACCUCCAAGCAGUCCAGCCGCCCCUACCCGCUCUCCGCCGCCGUCUUCCUCGCGCAGCACCACGACCUCAAGCACACCGACUUCAUCCAGGCCGCGCGCCUCCGCCGCAUCCCGCCCGUCUCCCUCCCCGACCGCAAGACCUUCCUCGACUUCCUCCGCUUCGGCCACAACUCGCUCCCCUCCGCCGACCCGCUCCUCCCCUCCGCCUUCGCGCCGCCGGAGACCCACCUCCACCCGCCCUCGCCGCCGCCCGAGGACCCCGCGGCCGCCGACGAGGCCACCACGGGGAAGCAAAUCCGCGCGCUCGAGCGGCCAUUCAAGGACCGCAACGCGCUCCUCGACGCCCGCGGCCGCGACUUCCUCGCCGUCUUCCAGGCCGCCCUGCGCCGCCAGGACGAGCAGCGCAAGGGCGGCGGCAAGGACGCCGCGCCCUCCUCCCGCACCGACUCCGGCGCCGGCGCGGCGGCCCUCGCCAAGCCCAAGGUCGUGGACAGGGCACUGGGCGACGGCGUCGUGCCCAUCAUCCUCGUGCCCAGCGCCUCGCAGACGCUGAUUACGAUCUACAACGUCAAGGAGUUCCUCGAGGACGGGGUGUUCGUGCCCAGCGAGGAGAGGAUGCGGGCGACCAAGGGAGGGAAGCCGGAGAGCGUCACGGUGCAGAAGAAGCUGAUUCGUGCGGAGAGGGCGGGCGCGGCUGGGGGUGCCGUCUCAUUCGAGGUAAGGGACAAGCCGGCUUCGCUCAAGUCGGACGAUUGGGGGCGGGUGGUGGGCGUGUUUGUGCUCGGCAAGGAAUGGCAGUUCAAGGACUGGCCCUUCAAGGACCAUGUAGAGAUCUUCAACAGAGUUAUUGGUUUCUAUGUGCGCUUCGAAGAUGAUAGUGUGGAGGCAGCGAAGGUGGUCAAACAGUGGAAUGUGAAAAUCAUAUCUAUAAGCAAAAAUAAAAGGCAUCAAGACAGGACAGCUGCUCUUGAGGUAUGGGAGCGCUUGGAGGAAUUUAUGCGGGCACGCACAUAAUUGAAGCAACAUGUGUACCAUAACUGUGAUCAUUGGACUAUUAAAGACCCAAAUGUUAUGUUGAGCUGGAGGCUUUAUGCUUGCUGAAUACUAAGGAUAAAAGCAAUCCAUUGUCCAGACAGUAGAUGGCAGAACGUCGUGUCUGGAAGCUACACCCACCAAGAUUACAUCUUUUGUAUACUAGAUUAGGCUACCAUGUGCUCUGUUUAAUUGUAACAUUGUACUGUAGCUGUUAACUUACAACUUUCUUGGCAAGUAUAUGUGAUUGCUUGCAAGUCGCGAAUGAAUUUCUUGAAACAAGUCUGGGUGCCUCUCUAUGUUGCUGAAGAUAUAAUGUUUUAAUGCUUGUGUCA